AUGACGACCACCACCACUAGAACCUACCAACUCCCCAACACCAAAACCGAAAACGACCGUCUCGAACUCCAACACAACCUCCUCCUCAAAACCUUCCACGGCCUCUACCGCGCCCCCCUCUCACCCCCCACCAUCCACCGCGUCCUCGACAUCGGCUGCGGAACCUGCAACUGGCCCAUCGCCUUCGCCCACCAACACCCUCACGCCCACGUCCUCGGAGUCGACAUUGAAUCCAAACCCGAAGCCCAACAAAAAGCUCCCUUUCCCCAGAAUUUCACUUUACACCUCGCCGAUCUCGAAGAAGAGGCCACAUGGAAAGACUUGGGACAAUUCGAAUUCAUCCAUGCGAGAUUUCUCGCCGUGGUAGUUCGUGAUUGGCCGAAAAUGAUUCAACGAUGUCUGGAACAUUUGGCUCCCGGUGGAUGGUUGGAGUUGCAGGAUUUAUAUCUUCCUCCACAAUGUCUGGAUUGUACACCCGAAGAAGCGGCGCAGUCGAAAGUGUUGGAGUGGAGUCGAUUGAUGGGUGAAGCGAGUUCGAAAUUAGGUCUCAAAAUGGAUACUCCGGGGACGUUUCCGCAGGUGUUGCAAACUGUGGGGUUUCAAGAUGUGAAAGGGGAGGAUUUUAAGUAUUAUACGGGUCCGUGGGAUGAGAGUUCGGAGGAGACGAUGGAGUUCGGGAGGUUGGGUCAGGAGUGUUUGAUCAUGGGGACUCCGGGGUUUUCCGAGACGUUGUUUACGACGCAGUUGGGGUGGACGGAGCAGCAGCACGCGGAGUAUGUGGCCGAGGUGGUGCAGGAGAUGCGGGAGGUCAAGUUUAAGACGUUUAUUCCGGUGAAGAUUUGUUAUGGCCGGAAACCUGCUGCUGCUGCGUGAUGAUUACUCUCUCUCUCUGACCUUCUAUAUAAGGUAACUUGGAGUGAGAAUGGAGUGGCUGGCGUGUGUAGGGGGAGCGAUACUUUGAUGGAAGUACAAUAUAUAUACACUAAAC
Messenger RNA from Sphaerulina musiva SO2202, 988 nucleotides. RefSeq names its product S-adenosyl-L-methionine-dependent methyltransferase. The record is from RefSeq and is a predicted model, not a curated record. Bases 1 to 873 code for a protein of 290 amino acids. Gene Ontology annotation, molecular function: methyltransferase activity. NCBI's taxonomy places the organism in Eukaryota, Fungi, Ascomycota, Dothideomycetes, Mycosphaerellales, Mycosphaerellaceae. The transcript has a single exon.